AUGAAGCGAUCCACAAGAGGUAAACGGUUACAGGAUGGAGGAGCUAAGAAGAAAACUUUUGACGUCGAAGAUCUGUGGAAGUUGCACCUUGAACGGAUUACUGAGAUGCGUCAGAGUGGAGAUGCUCCUGUUGAUACGAUGGGAUGUCAUAAACUAGGUGAUCCACUGGCAUCGCCAGAGACUUUCCGUUUUCAAGUACUGAUGGCCUUAAUGUUGUCAAGCCAAACGAAGGAUGAAGUUACGUCAGCGGCUAUGAUGCGACUACGAAGUCACGGUUGUAGUGUAAAUUCAAUGCUCGAUAUAUCAACAAAUGACUUGGAAAAGCUGUUACACCCGGUCGGAUUUUACAAGAAGAAGGCCGUUUUUAUCAAGAAGGUAGCCGAAAUACUAAAAGAAAAAUAUCAUGGGGAUGUACCAGAUUCAGUGGAAGGUCUUUGCUCGCUUCCCGGUGUAGGACCAAAAAUGGCUCAUCUUGUGAUGCAAAUUGCUUGGAAUAGAGUAGAUGGCAUCGCUGUGGACACCCAUGUGCAUCGGAUUGUGAAUCGACUUGUAGCUGUUCAUACUCUUGUUCGUAGAUCACAUUGGACCACCAUAAAUCCACUACUCGUUGGAUUUGGGCAACAAACUUGCCUUCCCGUAAAGCCGAAAUGCAGCACGUGUCUCUGCAAGGAUAUAUGCCCUUCUUCGACGACUAAAAGUUCGAAAAAAUCAAGCGCGGAACAAACAUAA
Angiostrongylus costaricensis is the source of this 729-nucleotide messenger RNA. The record is from the annotation of a GenBank genome assembly. Lineage: Eukaryota; Metazoa; Nematoda; Chromadorea; Rhabditida; Metastrongylidae.